CAAAAAUGCAUAAAACAUCAUAUACAAUCAUCAGAAAAGUGGUUGUGAAUGUAGCUAGUUGGGAGAUGGGACGACUGGUAUAAUAAUAACCGACUCACCUUGUUGGAAGAUGCUGUAGGCUAAUUUUAUUUUUGGAGGAUGCUUAAACUGUGCACAUUGGAUUAAUAUAAAAUGUGAAUGUUUCGACAUACGGAACCGUUUUAGGAACUUUGGCGAACGGAUAUUUUUUUUGUGUGGAAACAAUCUAACUACGGUAUUCCAGUGAAGGAUUAUGGGUAGUUUUAAGGGCCAUGCAUUGCCGGGUAGUUUCUUCCUGAUCGCGGGUCUGUGGUGGGCAGGAAAGUCCUCUCUAUGGUAUGCCACCCUCAGGAACAAGAGUCUGGGCUCCACCUCCACCCGUCUGGCCAGCCGAUCCACACAGCGCCGCCUGGAAGUCAUUGAGGGAUCAGUCACCCUCUUCUUCUCCGUGGUUGGGAUGCUGGCGGAGCAGUUUGUAGCAGACGGACCACGGCUGCACCUCUAUGACUACAGCGAGCAUCACUGGGACAGACUCCAUAACUGGCAGCACUCCACCAUGUACCUCUUCUUUGGCUUGGCUGGAGCCAUGUCUCUGAUUGUACACACCACCGACGCUGCUCCACUGGCCCUCGACAGACUAAUGCUGGCCAUCGCCUUCUUCAUAGAAGGGUUCCUUUUCCUGUACCACCUCCACGGCAGAGCCAUGCUAGAUGUCCAUGUUCACCAGCUGCUGCUGUUCUGUGUGUUUGGAGAGGCCAUGGUGUCCUUUCUGGAGGUGUUCCACAGAGGAAACAUGCUGCUGGAGCUUCUGAGAGCAUCACUCACCAUCCUGCAGGGGAGCUGGUUCUGGCAGAUUGGGUUUGUCCUGUAUUCCCCCAGCGGUGCAGAGUGGGACCAAAAGGACCAUAACAACAUGAUGUUUAUCACUAUGUGUUACUGCUGGCACCUGGUCUUCAGCCUGCUUAUUGUGUCAGUGCUGUACUGCACCAUCAUCUGUGUGGUACGAUCCAGAUUGAAGAGAACCCCCCCAAUGGAGAUGGGACUGCUGAAACCCAGAGAGAGACAGCAGGAGUCAGAGGACGAGAUCCUAUAAGGACAACAACAACUUCCUGUUUAGCAGUCAAUCAAUCAAUCAAAUGUAUUUAUAAAGCCCUUUUUACAUCAGCAGAUGUCACAAAGUGCUAUACAGAAACCCAGCCUAAAACCCCAAACAGCAAGCAAUACAGAUGUAGAAGCACGGUGGUAAGGAAAAACUGGUGCAACAGGUCAGCACCUCAGGAAUAAAUGUCAGUUGGAUUUUCAUAGCCGAUCAUUCAGAGUUAAGUGACAGCAGGUGCAGCAGAGAGAGUCGAAACAGCAGGUCUGGGACAGGUAGCACAUCCAGUGAACAGGUCAGGGUCCCAUUGCCACAGGCAGAACAGUUGAAACUGGAGCAGCAGCACGACCAGGUGGACUGGGGACAGCAAGGAGUCAUCAGGCCAGGUAGUCCUGAGGCAUGGUCCUAGGGCUCAGGUCCUCCGAGAGAAGAGAGAAUUAGAGGGAGCAUACAGACACCAGAUAAGACAGAAGUACUCCAGAUAUAAGACUGACCCUAACCCCUCGACACAAACUAUUUCAGCAUAAAUACUGGAGGCUGAGACAGGAGCCUCCAGUAUUUAUGAAAUUGAAAUUUGUCAGUUAGCUUACUAGCUAGUUUCAACUGUUUUACUGGUAGUAACCAUAGCAACAUGGCUACUGAGGCAACCCACCCAAUCUUUACGUCACCUAUUAACGUCCCAUGCUGACCCUAGACCAAUUGGUUAUCUGAUCAGGGUUUGACUUCAGGAAGCCCAUCAACCCAGUUCUGCAAGGCCCAGUCUCUCCCUAUCCACAGCAGUAGCUAUAGGACAGUUUCUCUCCUUACUUUAUAAGAUGUCAUCACUCAACCUCUGCCCAAUAUCCGCAUGAAGACAUUAUUACCAUCUUUAUCUUGUACACUGCUGCUACUCACUGUUUAUUUGUUACCUGUGCAGAGUCACUUCGCCCACACCGACAGGUACAGAUUACCUCAACUAGCCUGUACCCCCACACACUGACUCGGUACCUGUGCCCCCUGUAUAUAGCCUCGUUAUUCUUAUUGUGUUACUUUUUAUUUUAGCCUACUUGGUAAAUAUUUUCUUCUUCUUGAACUGCACUGUUGUCAGUCAGCAUUUCACGGUAAAGUCUACACUUGUUGUAUUCGGCACAUGUGGCAAAUAAAGUUUGAUUUGAUGUA
Oncorhynchus masou masou (cherry salmon) is the source of this 2272-nucleotide messenger RNA. RefSeq names its product transmembrane protein 45a (gene tmem45a). The record is from RefSeq and is a predicted model, not a curated record. The transcript is spliced from 6 exons. Lineage: Eukaryota; Metazoa; Chordata; Actinopteri; Salmoniformes; Salmonidae. The coding region runs from base 272 to 1111 and encodes 279 amino acids.